AUGGCGGUGAAAAAAAAUCAGGAUAUAAAAAGAAACUUCAAAAUUUUGUUCGAGCGAAGAAUUAUAUUAUCACAUGAAGGUGAAAUAUAUUUUGACCAAUCAAUAAACGCAUUUUAUGGAAUAUGUUUAAUCAUCUUAUCCAUCACAACAAUUAUUUUUUCAUCUUUGUUUUUUUUUUUAAAUAUGCAUCCUUACGCAUCCUAUUAUUACAUCGUAACUGUUGGCUCAAUUCCUGUUUAUAUUUUAUAUAAAUACUUUACGUGGAUAUCCUUAGAACUUUUUAAAUAUUCUUAA
Molecule: messenger RNA, 294 nt
Organism: Plasmodium malariae
Lineage: Eukaryota; Apicomplexa; Aconoidasida; Haemosporida; Plasmodiidae
Product: conserved Plasmodium protein, unknown function
Exons: 1
Coding region: 1-294 (97 amino acids)
Source: RefSeq, a predicted model, not a curated record